UUGUCUUCAUUUCCUGAUGACAUCUUUUGACUGCUCCCCCAAAUUUCACCAUCAUUUCAAUCUCAAUUUGGGGAUUUAAGGAUUUCAAUUCACACUCACAAUCUGAGAAUUUAGGGUUUCAAUCGAUGCCGGAAAGUCAAAUUCCGGAUCAAGAAUUCAGUCUUUUUAACAUUCAAUUUGAUUAGUUUUAGGGUUUUUGAAGAAGUAGUAAUGUCUGGAAGAUUCGAAGGUGCAGAAGGAGGAUCAUCAUCAACAUUGACGACUGUAAACGGAGGACGGAACUAUACUUCUUCUAGUCCGACGUUGUCAGGACGAGGUGGAGAUGUUAAUGGGAUUCUGAGUUCUGGUUCUACUACUUCAUCUAGAGGGAGUACAACGUUGUCGUCUGUGGGUUUGUUACCGCCUUUAUCUCAGUGUAUUAUGUUGGAGACUAUUACAUUGGAUGAUCAGAAAGGUACUAGGUCUGGUGAAUUAAAGAGGAUUUUUAGUGUUGCGGAUGAGAAUUCGACGACUGCACAGUUUAAGGUGGGGAGUCCGGCGACGGUGGAGGAUGUAAGAAGGUUUAGAGGUAGUUUACUGGAGAAUUCUACUAAGGCCAGGGAUAGAGUGAAAAAAAUGGACGAAUGUGUCUUCAAAUUGGAUAAGUAUAGGUUUACUUAUCCCCCGAAGCGUAGAGCUAAGCUGUCACCUAGUGGUGGUACGAACGCGAUGGUGGUGGGGAAUCAGAUUCAGCAGAACCCAACGGAGCUUGUGAAUCAAAGAUUGGAUAAGAAUGUUGGUUUGAUUAAGCGUGUUCGUACUUCAGUAGCUGAAGUAAGUGUUUGUAUUUCGGAGGCUAGGAAUAUUGCACUAUCAAGGCAAUCUAUAAUUUUGGACAAGGACAGGGAUAUGCUUAAAAGCACCAGUGGAGGAGGAUCAGUGCAGGAUGAACAAAAAAUCCGAGUAAUUCCUGCUGGAGGGGAUGGAUGGGAUAAAAGGAUGAAAAGGAAGCGUUCUAUUGGUGCAGUGGGUAAUAGGGCCAUGGAUGGUGAUUACGAACCAAAACGAGCAAUGCAUCAGAAGCCUAUUAGUGACCCUAGGUCACGUUCUCUUGAUCCACAUGGCUUCGGAUCAUGUCCUUCGAAUGGAGGUAGUGGAAUCAACAAGUUCGAUGUCACUUCUCAACUUACUAGUUCCAAUAUUCGUUUAACACCCAAGAUUGAGCUGGAAAACAUUUCUUUGCAAAAUGAUAGAAAGGACCGUGGAAUGAACAAGUUGGAUGUCACAUCUCAAUUUAGUUCCAAUAUUCGUUUGACACCCAAGAUUGAGCCGGAAAACGUUUCUUUGCAAAAUGAUAGAAAGGAUCGUGGAUUUGGGUUUGAUAAGGAGAGGGUUGUGGUUGUACCCAAGCUUAAUAAGCUUAAUAUUCUUGAGAGCAAUCAGAUAGGCUGCCACAGUCCAGUAACGAAAGGAAAAGCUUCCAGGGCAACACGUACUGGUCCUGGUGGGCCAAACUCAUCUCCCAACAUCCCCCGUACUCCUGGAGCCCAUGAGAUCUCGGAGCAACCUUCAAGCUUAAACAAAGUGCAGACUUUGGGUGGGGUAAAUAAUCGAAAACGCCCAAUGUCUGCAGGAUCACCUUCACCCCCUGUGACUCAAUGGCUUGGUCAGAGGUCGCAGAAAAACUCGCGAACAAGGAGAACGAACCUGGUUUCUCCUGUUUCAAUCCGCGAUGACAUUCAGGCACUGCCUGAAGGGUAUCCAACUCCUGAAAUUAGUAAUAGAUUAAUGUCUAGUGAGACAACUUCCCAGCUCCCCAAAGGUGUAUCUAACAGAGCCCAACAGUAUAAAAUGAAACCCGAGAAUGUUGCAUCCCCAGCUAGAUUUUCUGAAAGUGAAGAAUCAGGAGCUGGUGAAAAUAAAAUGAAGGACAAACAUGUGGACUAUGGGGAGAUAGAGGAUCAAUCUGUUAACGAAGUAAAGAAAAUAGGGUCUAUUGCAUCAUCUAUGAAGAAGAAUAAAGUUUUUGUUAAGGUAGAUGUGGAAGAUGGGCCAAGGAGGGUAGGACGGAGUGGAAGGAUUCAAUCAGUGUCAAGAGUAUCUGUUCCUCAAGUAACGGAAAAAAUGGAUAGCCCAGGCACAGCUAAACCUGUGCGAAGUAUGAGAAUUGGCUCUGAAAAGAAUGACAGUAAACCAGGUCGUCCACCUUCAAAAAAGUUGGCAGAACGCAAGGUUAUAACACGUCCUGGGAAGGCGCUAAAUAGUGGUUCCCCUGGUUUCACAGGAGAAUCGGACGAUGAUCACGAUGAACUAUUAGAAGCUGCAAAUUUUGCUCUGAAAUCAAGAUAUCUUGCUUGCUCAGGUUCGUUUUGGAAGAAAGUUGAACCAAUUUUUGCUUCUGUGAGUUCAGAGGACACGAUCUACUUGAGGCAACAGUUACGUUUUGUGGAGGAGCUUGAUGAAUUAUUUUGUGAUGCAUCUGGUGCUGACCUUAAUGAUCUGGGCGAGGUUGGUUGGACAGAACCAGUGUCCAAGCUCAAUGGUAAUGGGUUGAGCAUAUCGGGUAAAGCUUCAGAUUCUCUGACUCAAUCACAGGAAUUUGAUACUCUCUGCGGAAUGUUAGACACAGAAGGUUAUGAGAAAGUUAAUCCGCUGUAUCAAAGGGUUCUCUCUGCUUUGAUUGGAGAAGAUGAAAUGGAUGACAAUGACCAUGUCAGUGAAGGACAAGAAUUCUUUCACUAUGCAAGUGAUGACUCACCUUGUAUUACCUUUGGUUCUGAAUGUAAAGAUGCGGAUACGUUGGAGUCUGAUCUUGAUUCCAGCGGUGAAUUGAUAAAUUCAGAUACUGGGACUGCAUCUGGCUUCGACGAGAAUCAUUUGGGUGGGUCACCGUCCUUCUCAAAUAGUUCUGCUUCUGCAAUUUCUUCUUCUGACUGCCAAUAUCAACUCAUGUGUCUGGACGACAAACUCAUGCUAGAGCUGCAGAGCAUUGGCCUGCAUCCAGAGAGAGUGCCUGAUCUGGCGGAGGGAGAAGAUGAACAGAUAAUUAAAGAAAUUCAGGAACUUAAAAAGGGGCUAUACCAAAAGCAGGCGAGGAAGACGAAAGUUAAGUUAAGCAAGAUAGAUAAAGCUCUUCUGAAGGAAAGAGAGGUUGAACGAAGGGAGAUUGAGCAGAUUGCAAUGAACAAACUUGUUGACAUGGCAUACAAAAGGCGAAUGGCGUGUCGAGGAGGUAAUUAUUCAAGAAGUGGAGUCAGUAGGGUCUCAAAAGUAGCUGCCCUAGCUUUUGUUAAACGGACUAUUACUCGAUGUCGGAAGUUUGAAGCUACAGGCAAAAGUUGCUUUAGUGAGGCGUCUCUUCAAAAGAUCAUUUUGUCUGCAUCUAGAUGCAGCACCGAUGGAGAACCUGUUGAUACUGUCUGUACUGAGGCUGCUGCGAAUGUACCGUUAGCUCCAGGUGCUGUUUCUGUCAGUGUUGAGCGACAUGGUCCUUCUGGUGUUAAAUUUGAUAGGGGAUCCAAUGCCUUUCAGUCUCUCAGCCAUUCAUCCAUUCAGACCUUUGCACAAUGUGAACCAAUGUCAAACAGAGGAAAAAAGAGAGAAGUACUGCUUGAGGAUGUUGGAAACACUGCUUCAAGAGCAGUAGCGCCUCAUGGUGAAGUUCUCUUGGGUAAUGUAAAGGGAAGUAGAAUUGAGAGAGAUAGGGAUCUAUCAACUGGUAAUUUUGUUGCAAAGAUUGGUCGCCCAUUACUGGGAGGAUUUAGGGGGGAACGCAAAACUAAAACAAAACUCAAGCAGCAAAAACUUGUUCAGUUGUCAGCUUCAGGAAAUGGUCUCUUUGACAAGGUUAGAGAAACAACAGAAGUCUACCGUCCAGUUAGUGAUUUUAAUGAAACAAUGACAAAGGAUAGAAACAAGGUACGGGGCGAAGUGGAGCUACCUCCAUCCAACAAAACUCAUGUGAAUUCAUCCAAAGAAACGCGGGAACCAGGUCUUUUUGGCAGUUUACACCUAAAUGAUUUGGAUCCAGCUUCUGUGUCUAACGAUCUUGACGAGCCCCAAGAUCUUACAUCAUGGUUGGAUUUUGAUGUAGAUGUGCAAGACAUUGGCUCAAUGGGUCUUGAAAUACCUAUGGAUGACUUGUCAGAAAUUUUGAUGUGAUAGUUGGUCGCAGCGGAAGCUCUUUUUUGUCUGAAUCAUCUAACUGCCGCCUUCAGUUAUAGCCAUCUCUGUGAUUCUCAAAAAGUUUAACAGUUUAUUUUUAACAAACUUGGUAACAGGUUAUUUUCUUUUGCUGAUUCUACCUAUUUAGUGGGUAUCAUUACUAGCAAGAGCUUCUCGGAUCUGCGCGUAAGCGCAUAUGUGUACAUACAUUUUGUUCCUGGGAAGAAAUCUUCAAUGUUCCUAUGUACAUGGUAACUUAUUUCUGAGUUGAUCAGGGCUUUGUUGUUUCAUUAUUGUAAAUCAACAACUCAGUCCCCUUUAAUAUUACUCAGACUUCAUUUUA
This is a messenger RNA of Papaver somniferum (opium poppy), 4486 nucleotides long. RefSeq lists its product as uncharacterized. NCBI's taxonomy places the organism in Eukaryota, Viridiplantae, Streptophyta, Magnoliopsida, Ranunculales, Papaveraceae. The record is from RefSeq and is a predicted model, not a curated record. The transcript has 15 exons. The coding region runs from base 211 to 4140 and encodes 1309 amino acids.